UAAUUUUAUGGUUGGGUCACAACAUGAGGAACUGUAUUUAAAGGGCCAGAAGGUUGAGAACCACUGUUCUAAAGGGUCAUGGGGGAGCUUGAUGAAAAUGCAGGUGUCUGAGUGCACCCCCAGACACAGACCUCCCCAGGAAACACACACACACACACACACACACACACGGCUGUGGUCGCCCUUCUACAUACAGACGACCAGAGGGACAUGGCUUGUCCCGGGGCACCCAGCAUGUAGCUCAGUGGCUGAGCGAGAACCCAGGUCCCCUUGGGCGUGUUGUGCCUUUCACUGUGCGACGCUGCCUUUUCUGAACUUGAAGGGGCCCUCCUCCCUUCCUGCCCCUUCCUCCCCCCCUCCCCUACUUUCUUGGGGAACCAGCUGGGCCCUGGCAUUUCCAGCCAAUGCUGAAAUGGAGCCCCAGGGAACGAUACAACUUACAAAACUGAGAAAAAUGGAGAAAAGGGCAAGGGCACGAGGGAGAGAGGAGAACCUCUUGUGGGGAGUACGGGAGGGGAGGAGGGAAUGGGAAGCCAGGCCAAGGUGUCCUGGAAGCUGGGGAGCUGGGGGCGGGGCCACCAGCCUGCCUCUGACCCGGGAGGGCUCAGGGGGCAGGCCUGGAAACCACAACCUCCCUGGCCCCCAGGAGCCAGCCUCUGCCCCUUCACCCCGCUCUGCUCUGUGACAGCUGGCCCGGUGCUGCAGGCCCAGAGGGGCAGCCGGUCAGUUGGUUGGUGAGUUAGUGUGAGUUUCCUACCCGGACAGCCCAGUCCAGCUGGUGGGGCUGGGGCGCGGGUGUGGCACCAGGAGUGGGUGGCCCAUGCCCUCCCAGGCCAGCUCCCAGCAGCGUUAGGACCAGCAGCUGGACACGCUGCCCCAGGGCUUAGGAUCCCAGCUGGGAAGGUGAGUCAGCCAGCGGGCCGGGCUCCUGGAAUCGGGACCAGCGGCUCCUGUUGGAGGCGCCCCACCACCCAUGUCACCGGCAGAAAAACUGGACCCGCUUCCUGACACCUUCAUCCUGCAGCCGCCUGUCUUCCACCCGGUGGUUCCUUAUGUCACAACCAUUUUCGGCGGCUUACGCGCCGGCAAGAUGGUCAUGCUGCAGGGCGAGGUCCCGCUAGAUGCACGCAGGUUCCAAGUGGACUUCCAGUGCGGCUGCAGCCUGCACCCCCCGCCCGACAUCGCCAUCCACUUCAACCCUCGCUUCCACACCACCCAGCCGCACGCCAUCUGCAACACCCUGCAGGCCGGGCGCUGGCAGGCCGAGGCCCGGUGGCCCCGCCUGGCCCUGCGCCGGGGAGCCAGCUUCCGCAUCCUCUUCCUCUUUGGACACGAGGACAUGAAGGUGAGCGUGAACGGCCGGCACUUCCUCCACUACCGCUACCGGCUCCCGCUGUCCCGCGUGGACACCCUGGGCAUAUUCGGGGACAUCCUGGUGAAGGCUGUUGGAUUCCUGAACAUCAACCCGUUCCCAGAGGGCAGCAGCGAGUAUCCAGUUGGACACCCCUUCCUGCUGGGGAGCCCCAGGAUGGAGGUGCCCUGCUCACGCCCCCUUCCCCGGGGUCUCUGGCCGGGACAGGUCAUCGUGCUGCGGGGGCUGGUCUUGCCGGAGCCCAAGGACUUCACGCUGAGCCUGGUGGACGAGGCCGCGCGUGUCCCCGUGGCUCUCAGGGCCUCCUUCGCAGACAGGACGCUGGCGUGGGUGUCGCCCUGGGGGCGGAAGCAGCUGAUCUUGGCCCCCUUCCUCUUCUACCCCCAGCGGUUCUUCGAGGUGCUGCUGCUGUGCCAGGAGGGAGGGCUGAAGCUGGCGCUCAACGGGCAGGGCCUGGGUGCCACCAGCCUGGGCCGGCAGGUCCUGGAGCGGCUGCGGGAGCUGCGGGUCAGCGGCACCGUCCAGCUGUACUGUGUGCACCACUGAGGAGGGCCCGGGACGAGGAGGGCCCGCCACACCCGGCCCCACACUCUGCCACCCCUCGAAGUGCCUGCCUGUCGCCGCCAUGCCAGGCCCAGCUCACUUCCAGGGUCCGCAGGGGCUGGGCCCCCCACAGAAGGCAGGCAGGGGGGUGUGAGGGCGUUUCCAGCUCUGGGCCUCCCUCCCCCAGGAGCUGGGGGUUUGCUUCCAUCUUCCUUCAGGGCUUCGAGAGGAGGCAGGUUGUGUAGCCGAACAAAGGGACAGAGUCCUGGCUCAGGGACGUGACAGGCUCCCGCCGCCCACCUGACAGUGGAAGAGAACGGGCUGUGCCCACGGACCCCCAGGGUCAUUGUAGCCAGCGCCCCACUGCCCCAGGCCAGCAUGUCGGGGGUCGGGGUGGCUCUGCUCCCGGCACUUGCCCACACAUUUCGUUCUUGUGAGAACCCAGGGAUGUGGAUGGGAUGGAGGACGAGGUGUGGCAGGCUUGUCCGAUGUUGUAGAGCGGGUCCCCGGGCACCAGGUCAGAAGCAGCUCUGUCCCCUGGUCAGCGCUCAUGCUCAGGUUCCCAUGGACGGUGCUGGGCGUGUGGCUCCCCGGCCACAGCGCUGUCCCGGGAGGAGAAACACCUGUAGGAGGUCAGCCGCCGUGGGUUUGGGCAAACACCGUGUGCUUGUCGGAAAGGCGUGGGAAGUGAAACCCACCUAGCAGGCAGUUGUGCGAAAUAAUGAGUUGAAAUUGUUUAACAUGCCGCGUACCAAGUUGGAAUCAAUAAAUGGUGGCUCUCACUGCUA
This is a messenger RNA of Myotis myotis, 2703 nucleotides long. It is a transcript of the gene LGALS12, whose product is annotated as galectin 12. Gene Ontology annotation, biological process: lymphatic endothelial cell migration; intrinsic apoptotic signaling pathway. The transcript has 9 exons. The record is from RefSeq and is a predicted model, not a curated record. The coding region runs from base 974 to 1918 and encodes 314 amino acids. NCBI's taxonomy places the organism in Eukaryota, Metazoa, Chordata, Mammalia, Chiroptera, Vespertilionidae. Gene Ontology annotation, molecular function: lactose binding; integrin binding.